Cephus cinctus (wheat stem sawfly) is the source of this 1811-nucleotide messenger RNA. RefSeq lists its product as uncharacterized. The transcript is spliced from 5 exons. NCBI's taxonomy places the organism in Eukaryota, Metazoa, Arthropoda, Insecta, Hymenoptera, Cephidae. The record is from RefSeq and is a predicted model, not a curated record. Bases 175 to 690 code for a protein of 171 amino acids.
AGUCUACAAACUACCCAAGAACAUUAAAGAUUUGAGUGAGAGUCGUGAAAAGAAUUUUUUUUUACAACCUACAAAAAAUCGUGUUAUCCGAGAAGCUCGAAAACGGGAUAAUUAACGCUUCGACGGUACAUUUGAAAUACAGAAGAAGGUUUCAUUUAUACAAUUCGUUGAGCCAUGAAGGAAACGAUGGGGAUGAAGAUUAUCGUGAUGACCACCACGAUUGCUAUCGCAAUUAAUCCUGCCUGGUCGUUGGUAACCUUCGGCAAGAGUAAUCCACAGAAUACAAAUACGAAUCAAGCACCCGCACCAACUCCCGUUGGCAAGGCUCGCGAAUGCAGAAUGGAUGCGGACUGCGCUGGAAUUCUGAACACCACUUGUACUUCUGACCGAACGGUUGGAAAGAGCCGUUGUCUCUGCAGUGAUAGAUCAGUGCCGAUGAAUGGAAUUUGCAACGUUAAAUGGAAACCACUCCGGUCACUGUGCAAUGAUGAUUCGGAAUGUGGCCACGGGGCGCACUGCGUGCAGUCAGUCCAGAAUAACGUUACGUCGAUGGAGAAACAUUGUAACUGUAUGCCAGGUUACAUGGAAGAUGAUCUUAUGUGCAAUGGCAGUGAAUCCGUCUUCAGAGCCUCCUUGAUGACAUCGCUGGUGGCCGUGGUGAUGAUAAGUAAAAUUAUGAAUUCGGCGUAAACGCUGUGGUAGUGGAGAUUACUAUAGGGAAGAUGGAAAUAAAAGAGAAUAUGAAGAGCGGGAUGCGAAGAGGUUGGAGGUUAUUAGUUAAUAUGACACUGAUUAGGAUGAUUUAAUUUUUAAUUGCACUGCUUUCAGAAGUAUUUAUGACAAGCGCCUUUGGGUGUUUCAUGUGAACAUAUAUGUAUGUACUAUGUGAUAGUUUUCGACUGACUCUGUUUAUUUUAUGGGAUAACGUAUGAUAGGGGUUAUAAUCAAAUUAUUAAAUUGUUGCACUUGAUUUUAUGGAUAAAUUUUGGUGGAAAAAAAAAAUACAUGAGGUAGAAGGGAUCGAAUGUAUGAAUAUUUAUAUAAAUUUAUCAAUUAAUAAUGUUGCAACGUAUAGUGGUACGGAACGUUUAAUCGGUCGUCCUUGUAUCAGGAUUUAUAAGCUUUAGUAAUUUACGCAUGGGCGAAUAGGAUUCGUCGAUCAUAUAAUAUAUAUAUUAUAAGCUGAGUAGGUUGAUACAGAAAAUAAUGAUAGAUUGGAGGAAAGAUCAAAGUAGAAUUAAGAUUGAGACGAGCUUGUAGAAUAUUUUGAUUCGCAUGUUUAUAUUGUUCGAUUUUACAGAGGAAUAUUGCAAAAAAUGUCAAACUAUAUAUUUUUCUUCUCUAUCGAUAACAGAACUUCGAUUUGGAUUGAUAGUUUUGUAGCAUAUUUAUUCGAAUAUUAUGAUCGAUCUGGAAUAAAAUUUUUAAAGAAUCUUGUCAAGCAAUACUGAUAUUAGAUCUGCUCGUGAGUUUGAAUAUUCGCAAUUAAGUUUGGCCCCGCGAAUGCAUUAGUCUUCGUGGAUUUUUCUUCUUUAUUAUUGCAAUUCGCAACUGGCUAAUCUGCCACAUAUGCCAAGGAUGCCUUAAAGUAUGAAAGUGGCUGCACUAGUGAGAAAUAUAUCUUGAAGUAGUACAUACUACCCCAUCGAUACGUCGGAUUUAUUCUAGUCUUAACAUAUUUUGUAAAAUUUGUAUGUUAAAUUAUAGCUUAUGAAGUAUAGGACACAUUAAUAUCUUCACAAAUUAUAUAUUUUCCUUUUGUAUAACUCUAGUAUGUCGUGCACCAAAUAAACUUAAAGAUUCACCGAUAA